CAUAUCCGCAUCGGUCUUUGUGCAGCGCUGUCUCGCUCGCGGGGCCGCUGAUGGGCAGGCGGCUGCUUCCAGAUGCAGCAGUGGGAUCCCGCCGCCGAUCGCGCUUGCCCCACACGCUUUCUCUGCCACAGCUGCCCUCGUUCACAAUUCACCAUUCGCCGCCAUGACUCUGCGCUCCUCCCACCACCACCUCGCGCCGCCCGUCCACCGUCGCCAUGGAGAAGAUCACGGAUAAGAUCAACGCCCUGCCCGAUGGCGCGCACUACUUCUCGCUGGAGUUCUUCCCGCCCAAGACGGCCAUGGGCUUCGCCAACCUGCAGAGCCGCCUCGAGCGCAUGUCGCAGGCGCUGCGCCCGCUGUUUGUAACGGUCACGUGGGGCGCCGGCGGCUCGACGGCGACCAAGUCGCUCGAGCUGGCCGAGAUCUGCCAGCGCCAAUUGGGGCUGACGACGUGCCUGCACCUGACGUGCACGAACAUGGACCGCGCGCUGGUCGACGAGGCGCUGGAGCAGGCCAAGGUGCUCGGCAUCCGCAAUAUCCUGGCGCUGCGGGGCGACGCGCCGCGCAGCGAGGAGUACCGCGACGAGGACAAGGCGCUGGAGCAGGACUCCAACAAGGACUUCACCUGGGCAAUCGAUCUGGUCAGGUACAUCAGGAAGCAGUAUGGCGACUAUUUCUGUGUUGGUGUCGCGGCGUAUCCAGAGGGCCACUCGGAUGAGAGCCACCCCGAGCACCAGAACUCGAUCUACGAUAUCCCGUAUCUUGUUGAGAAGACGCAGGCCGGCGCCGACUUCAUCAUGACGCAGCUGUUCUACGACGUGGAGAAGUACGACAAGUUUGAGAAGACGCUGAGGGAGCAUGAGAGUGGCGCGUUCAAGACAAUACCGAUCAUCCCCGGGUUGAUGCCGAUUCAGAGCUACUCGAUCCUGAGACGGACGACGAAGCUCAGUCACGCCAACCUGCCCGCGGAUCUUUUGUCGAGGCUGGAUGCCGUCAAGGCAGAUGACGAGCUGGUGAAGAAGGUCGGCGUCAAGAUCCUGAGCGAGAUGGUCGAGCACAUCAAGUCACGGCCGGACGCCGUCAGGCGGGGAUUCCACUUCUACACGCUCAACCUGGAGAAGGCCGUCUCGCAUAUUCUGGAAGACACGCAUCUGAUUGGGCAGAUGCCCACGGAUGAGGACGAAGACGCGAUUGAGACCACACCAGCGAUCAACCUGGAGCCCCCGAACGGUGUACCCUCAACCAGGCAGAGGCGGCGGUUGUCGUCUCUAAAUUCGAGUCCACACAACAGAGUCAUCAGGGAGAGGCUGUCCGCAUCGAAGUCUAACCAGUCCUUUGAGACGUCAGACACAGAAGCUGGGAUCCCCCGCGGACCCGUCAACACGCGCGCAAACACCCUUGCCAUCUCUGAAGGCGAAGGCUCGCUCGGCCGUGAGGCAACAUGGGAUGACUUCCCCAACGGUCGCUGGGGUGAUGCACGCUCGCCCGCUUUCGGAGAGAUCGAUGGCUACGGACCGACCCUCCACGUCUCCAACGCCACCGCCCUCAAGCUCUGGGGCCACCCCGUCACCCAAGACGACAUCUCCAACCUCUUUAAGCGCCACGUCGAAGGCACCCUCGAAGCGCUCCCCUGGAGCGAGCAAACGCUCAGCGAGGAAACAAAAGCCAUCGCGCCCCAACUCCUCGCCCUCAACGCCAAGGGCUGGUGGACCGUCGCCUCCCAACCCGCCGUCAACGGCGUCCGCUCCACCGACCCCGUCUUCGGCUGGGGCCCCAAAAACGGCUUCGUCUUCCAGAAGCCGUUCGUCGAGUUCUUCCUCCCCGCCGCCGCCUUCGCCGCCCUCAAACCCCGCCUCGACGCCCACGACCAGAUCACCUACUUCGCCGGCAACGCCGCGGGCGACUUCGAAGCCAGCCAGGAAGACGGCGUGAAUCCCGUCACCUGGGGCACCUUCGCGGGUAAGGAGAUUGUAACUCCGACUAUCAUCGAGGCCGUCAGCUUCCGCUCCUGGCGCGACGAGGCGUUCAGUAUCUGGCGCGAGUGGCAGCGCAUCUACCCCACCAAGAGCCCCACGGGCCGGUUGCUGAGAGACACACGGGCCGAUGUGUGGCUCGUUAAUGUGAUUUGGGGAGAUUUCGUUGAGGGCGAUGGGCUGUGGGAGUUUUUGGGCGCGUGAGGGUGGGUAAGAGUAACCGGG
Boeremia exigua is the source of this 2198-nucleotide messenger RNA. Its product is annotated as methylenetetrahydrofolate reductase-domain-containing protein. Gene Ontology annotation, cellular component: cytosol. Lineage: Eukaryota; Fungi; Ascomycota; Dothideomycetes; Pleosporales; Didymellaceae. Gene Ontology annotation, biological process: tetrahydrofolate interconversion. Bases 216 to 2177 code for a protein of 653 amino acids. The record is from RefSeq and is a predicted model, not a curated record. Gene Ontology annotation, molecular function: methylenetetrahydrofolate reductase [NAD(P)H] activity; FAD binding. The transcript is spliced from 2 exons.